AUGUCGUCCCAUGGCGGACAGCAGAACUUUCCAUUCGGCUACCAACCGGAAAACAUCCACGGACUUGGAUUACCCGAGUUCAUCAAUCCAGGUCCUCCCCCGGGCCAGCCUCUACUCAACGCGCAUGAGAACCAAGACCUGGACAACUUCUUCCACGACUUCGACCAAAAUGCCGCCGCCAAUAAACACAUGGCUCAGUCUCAAUUCAAUAUGGUCGCUGGGACUGGCCAAUACUAUGCUAUGCCACCGAUGUUCGUUGGCUCUGAUACUGGCAUGGGCAACCGAUAUGUCAUGGAUCCGGUUCAGCUCCAGGGAGCUGGACUGUCCUAUGGUCCUGGAAUGGUGGGACAACAUAUGAACACUGUCAAGCACCCGAAUACAGUUGCUGGCGGCAUGCCAGGAGUGGGCUACAAUGACACAGCCUAUGCCGACCCUCUCAUCACCCAACUACAGACCGCUGCCUCGAUGCAGCCGGCUUUUGGUCCUGCCUGGCAACAUUCGUACCCCUCCCAAAACAGCAUUGCAAUGCCGCAGCUGCAAGGUCGACAAGCCGUGAGUUUCGGCACCGACUCUCGUUUUCAGCCUACCGGGUACGCCGCUCCCAACAAUCCUCUAGACCCUGAUAUUCCCCAGGCGAUGCAGACACAUCCUAUGGACUGGUUCGAGCCCACCAGUGCAAGCACCACACAGCCCAACACACGGCCGAACACACAACCUUCAAGUCCAAAUUGGUCCAAGAAGAGAACAUUUGAGGAUUUCCAAGGAGAUCAGAACGUGCGGAAUGGCUUUGUUCAAAGCAGCAACAUCCAACAAGCCGCACUUGUCCAGCCCUCUCCGCCACAGCCCAAACCGAGAAGGAAACGGAGUUCUGUUGUCAAGAAGGAGCAAGCAUCGGCACCACCACAGCCACCGACAGCUAUCACGAGCAACAAAACCCCGGCACCGCUCCAUACCGAGGUCCGGACCAUGGGGAAACAUGGACUAGGUCAAGAACAAAACGCCGAGGCAGAAGAAGAAGAGGAGGAGGAGGAGGAUGACGACGAUGAAGGAGAAGAAGAACAAGAAGACGAUGCCACCACAGAGGCGGCCAAAUCUCCGUCACCUGCGCCCUGGCCUGCCAACAAAGCCCGCCCACAACGCAACGCCAACCCUCCUCCUCCGAAAGGAUCUCGCAGGAAAAAGACCAGUGCGACGCCGUCGACGCCCGGCAAAGGCAAAUCAAAAGGGCAGCGGGCGUCCAGCGGGUCGCAGGUGACCCCUUCCAGCAGAGUCCCUCUCACGCUGGAGCAGAAGAAGGCCAAUCACACGAGUUCGGAACAACGUCGUCGGGACGCCACCGCGCGUGCAUAUGCCGAACUGUAUGACCUGGUCCCCGAACUGGAGGCCGGCGGCAAGCAGAGUACGAUGAAGAAGCUUGAAGUCGUCGUGGCCAAGGUCUCGCGAGUCAAGCAGCGAGUGGAAGAGCUGAGGGCGAGGAUGGGCCUCGAUCCCGUCUCUGGCAGACCGAUCGGGCCCAGUGGGACUGCUUCGCUGCUUCAUAGUGACGUCCAAGGCUGGCGAUAA
Molecule: messenger RNA, 1563 nt
Organism: Capronia coronata CBS 617.96
Lineage: Eukaryota; Fungi; Ascomycota; Eurotiomycetes; Chaetothyriales; Herpotrichiellaceae
Exons: 2
Coding region: 1-1563 (520 amino acids)
Molecular function (GO): protein dimerization activity
Source: RefSeq, a predicted model, not a curated record